AUGAAGCCAGGUUUCAGUCCCCGUGGGGGUGGCUUCGGUGGCCGAGGGGGCUUUGGUGACCGUGGUGGUCGUGGUGGAGGCCGAGGAGGUUUUGGUGGAGGCCGAGGAGGCUUUGGCGGGGGCCGAGGUCGAGGUGGAGGAUUUAGGGGCCGUGGACGAGGAGGAGGAGGAGGAGGAAGAGGUGGUGGAGGCUUCCAGUCUGGUGGCAACCGGGGUCGUGGUCGGGGAGGAAAAAAAGGAAACCAGUCGGGGAAGAAUGUGAUGGUGGAACCUCAUCGGCAUGAAGGUGUCUUCAUUUGUCGAGGAAAGGAAGAUGCACUAGUCACCAAGAAUCUGGUUCCUGGAGAAUCAGUUUAUGGAGAGAAGAGAGUCUCGAUUUCAGAAGGAGAUGACAAAAUUGAGUACCGAGCCUGGAACCCCUUCCGCUCCAAGCUGGCGGCAGCAAUCCUGGGUGGCGUGGACCAGAUCCACAUCAAGCCAGGGGCCAAGGUGCUCUACCUUGGGGCUGCCUCAGGCACCACUGUUUCCCACGUCUCUGACAUUGUAGGCCUGGAUGGUCUGGUCUAUGCAGUUGAGUUUUCCCACCGCUCUGGCCGUGACCUCAUUAACUUGGCCAAGAAGAGGACCAACAUUAUUCCUGUGAUCGAGGAUGCUCGGCACCCACACAAAUACCGCAUGCUUAUCGCAAUGGUGGAUGUAAUCUUUGCCGAUGUGGCCCAGCCAGACCAGACCCGGAUUGUGGCCCUGAAUGCCCACACCUUCCUGCGUAAUGGAGGACACUUUGUGAUUUCCAUUAAGGCCAACUGCAUUGAUUCCACCGCCUCAGCUGAGGCGGUGUUCGCCUCUGAAGUGAAAAAGAUGCAACAGGAGAACAUGAAGCCUCAGGAGCAGUUGACCUUGGAACCCUACGAAAGAGACCACGCUGUGGUUGUGGGUGUGUACAGGCCACCCCCAAAGGUGAAGAAUUGAAGCUCAGUGCUGUCUGAAUUAUAAGAAAUGUGUGUUGCUACUGUUGCACGUGUGUUUUUCUAUUAAAAUACUCAUCCGUCUCCCUA
This is a messenger RNA of Galeopterus variegatus (Sunda flying lemur), 1055 nucleotides long. It is a transcript of the gene FBL, whose product is annotated as fibrillarin. The record is from RefSeq and is a predicted model, not a curated record. Gene Ontology annotation, biological process: box C/D sno(s)RNA 3'-end processing; rRNA methylation. Bases 1 to 969 code for a protein of 322 amino acids. Lineage: Eukaryota; Metazoa; Chordata; Mammalia; Dermoptera; Cynocephalidae. Gene Ontology annotation, molecular function: rRNA methyltransferase activity; RNA binding; histone H2AQ104 methyltransferase activity. Gene Ontology annotation, cellular component: nucleolus; Cajal body; small-subunit processome. The transcript has 9 exons.